AUGCCAGUACUACCAAGUCAGGAGAUUGCCACCAGAUUCCAGGAGAACUGGAUGAAGCUUCACCCAGAAGACCAAGACAAUGUGAAUGGUUCAGUGCACCUGGAUGACAGUCUCACCAGCCUCCAAUGGCUCCAGGACUUCACCAUAGUCAGUGCGAGUCUAGAAAGCCUACCGGGCUCCACUUGCCAACCGUACCACCUGCCUCAGCCCAGCCACCUGCACCCUCAGGGCUCCGACUCCCCCUCCAGUCCACCUGCUGGGGACACUGCAGCCUCCAGCAUGCCUCAGAGUGCAGGCAGCCCCAUCACCUCCAGUGCCUCAGCCAAAAGGACUAGUUACUCCUCACUUCACCAGACAGUGACCAACAACCACCACCAGAUCACUGUGCCAGCCAAGUCCCUGGAGGAGGUAGACUUCAAGACCAACCACGAGGUGAAGCCUCCCUAUUCCUACGCCACACUGAUCUGCAUGGCCAUGCAGGCUGGGAAGAAGAACAAGAUCACACUGUCUGCUAUCUAUAACUGGAUCACAGAGAACUUCUGCUACUACAGACAUGCUGAGACCAGCUGGCAGAACUCUAUCCGCCAUAACCUGUCACUCAACAAGUGCUUCAUGAAGGUUCCCAGGCAGAAGAAUGAACCAGGAAAAGGGGGAUUCUGGCAGAUUGACCCUCAGUACGCGGACAUGUUUGUCAAUGGGGUCUUCAAGCGAAGGCGGAUGCCCGCCACCCAUUUCAACACCCAGACACACAGAAAAACCCAAGGAUCAUCCCGUAACCGAAAAACCCAGGAGUACCACCAGCAUUGCCCCCAGGCCCACUACACAGUGUCCCACAGAGGGGCAGGUGCUGGGAACAGAUGCAAACGUGGUGGCACAAAGUGGGAGAUAGUCCAUAAGUCACCACUGUUGACACCGGAACUCAGGGAACCAGAGACACUGAAGGGAGAACUAGACUGGGCCAUGGUGUUUGACGACGUUCUGAAUGGGAGCAGCAAUAACUUUGAGGAUCUAGACAUGAACCUAGCUCUGAACUCCCUGGGCUGUAAGGUGGAGCUCUCCCAGCAGGAUCAAGGCCGGGGCCGGCACCUGGGGAAGUGGUGCAGCGGAGGGGCUGACUGGGACCACCAGCAGGCCUGCAGGUACAUGGAGGUGAGCACCAUGGGCUGCUACAGCAUGGAGGAGAUCCAGCAGCACCUCAACCUGACUGGGCUGCAGCAGCCGCUCCCUUUGACGGUCCACCCACAGCACUUUGAGGAGCUAACACUGUUCCCUGAUGAGCAGCAGAGGCACCCCUGGGAGGAACUGAAAGAGGAGCUGCAGGCAGUGCCUAUCACACUGGACCAUAGUCUCAGUUUCUGUGAAGGCUUCUUCACUGAGAUGCAGCCAUGGGGGACAGCAGAGUCUUAUGUGUGACACCCUCACCCAGCACCAGCCCCAAUACUGAACAAGCACUCCAGCAGGCGGCCAGAGGACCUCUAUAGACUAUGAUUUUGCUACAUUAGCAUUAUGGAUUUAUUCAGAGAAAAUACGUUAAUUUAUUUUUUAUCUGAGUCACAUUUACUGUGUUUUUUAUGUGUAUUUUCUAUUUGCUUUUUGAUUGUUUGCAUCCAUGAAACAAACAGGCUGGUGUUAUUGUAGU
Molecule: messenger RNA, 1639 nt
Organism: Coregonus clupeaformis (lake whitefish)
Lineage: Eukaryota; Metazoa; Chordata; Actinopteri; Salmoniformes; Salmonidae
Product: forkhead box protein J1-B-like
Exons: 2
Coding region: 1-1413 (470 amino acids)
Biological process (GO): regulation of DNA-templated transcription
Molecular function (GO): sequence-specific DNA binding; DNA-binding transcription factor activity
Source: RefSeq, a predicted model, not a curated record